CCAACACACACCGGCUGGUUUGGAGCUGCUGAGCUAGAAAAUAAAGGAACUGAAAAUCAGUGCAGGAGUUUAAGGAGGGUCUGCAGGGUGGAGAGAAGAGCAGAAGGCGGGUUUAAUAGUCAGUUUUUGAGCUUUAACUGUUUAAAAGAGUUUCAGUGUUCAGUGCGGCUGGUUUACUGUGUGGUUUUGUGUUUGAGUUUGUGCUGUGAGGGGAAAUAUCUGGAAUCUUCAGUCUGGGAGAGAGAAGAAUGGAGUUUAGAUAGACUCACACUUUCACUUUCAGCUUCUCCUGCUGUUUCAGGACCGCAGGACUACAGGACUGCUUUAGUACAGGACUGCUUCUGUCUGGCAGGACUUCAGGACGGGGUUGGAGACCCCUGGACCUCUAACCAGACCCUCAGUCCAGUACAGUAAUAAUGAGUGAGCGGACGCCUCUCCUCCACUACCGGCUCUCCGCCAGCGUCAAUGAGUCCGGCGAGCAUCACUCUGAGGCCGGGCAGGACGCGCUGGAUCAGCCGCCGAGCCUGGCCCGCCGGAAGUCCACCCCCAGCCAGCCCCCGAAACUCACCACCUUCUUCGGCGUGGUGAUCCCCACCUUACUGUCCAUGUUCAGCGUCGUGGUGUUUCUGCGGAUAGGGUUUGUGGUGGGACAGUGUGGUCUGUAUCAGGCACUGGGGAUGUUAGCGGUGGCGUAUUUUAUCAUCAGCAUGACGGUUCUCUCCGUCUGCGCCAUCUCCACCAAUGGAGCUCUCGACGCCGGAGGAGCCUACUAUAUGAUCAGUCGAGCGUUAGGGCCGGAGUUUGGAGGAAGUUUAGGCAUCAUGUUCUUCUUUGCGAACGUGUGUGGCAGCGCCCUCUACGUGUUGGGGCUGGUGGAGGCCAUGCUCGCCACAUUCGGAGUCUCUGAAGCUGGUGUGGACUCUUCCUCUAAGUAUCAGGUGUUGCCGGUGGGGUACUGGUGGUCUCUCCUGUACGGUACGGCUCUGCUGCUGGUGUGUUUGGUUGUGUGUUUGGUGGGCGCUCGGAUCUACGCCAAGGCCACCUUCAUCAUCUUCCUGGUGGUGAUAUUCGUGCUGGGGACGAUCUUCGUCAGCUUCUUCGCUGUGAAGCCGCAGGUGGUCAAUCUUCCCGGCCCCUUCACCAACAACUCGUCCGCCACCGCCAACUUCACCGGCUUCAAACUCGACACACUGCGCCGGAACCUGGAAGCUGAUUAUACAGUGGAUUACACGACAAAUACAAUGAUGACGUUCGCCACUGUCUUUGCUGUGAUGUUCAAUGGCUGUACUGGAAUCAUGGCCGGCUCCAAUAUGUCUGGUGACCUAAAGAACCCAAGUUACGCCAUCCCUCGAGGAACAAUCACUGCUGUCAUCUUCACCUUAAUCAUCUACCUCCUGCUGAUCAUCCUGGUGGCCUGCACCUGUGACAGGGUGCUGUUACAGAGAGACUACAGCUUUCUACGGGACAUAAACCUGUGGCACCCCUUCGUCACUAUUGGGGUGUAUUCCUCCACCCUCUCCGCUUCUAUGAGUAACCUGAUUGGAGCGUCCCGUAUCCUGUAUGCUCUCGCCCGUGACGACCUGUUUGGUAAAGUCCUGUCCCCUGCUAAGAAAACCUCCGCCAGUGGGAACCCCUGGGCCUCAGUGCUUAUCUCCUGGUUCCUCGUGCAGUUGGUGCUGUUUUCUGGGAAACUGAACACUAUAGCGGCUAUAGUGACCAUAUUCUUCCUGCUGGUUUAUGCCGCAGUGGACUUGGCCUGCCUGGCUCUGGAAUGGGCCUCCGCCCCCAACUUCAGGCCUACAUUCCGCUACUUUACGUGGCACACGUGUGUGUUGGGGAUCGUGGGCUGUGCAGUGAUGAUGUUCCUGAUCAACCCCAUCUACGCCUCAGCCAGCAUCAUCUUCAUGCUCCUCCUGCUGCUGAUCAUCCACUACCUUUGCCCCACCAGCAGCUGGGGAUACAUCAGCCAAGCGCUCAUCUUCCACCAGGUGCGUAAGUAUCUGCUGAUGCUGGAUGUGCGUAAAGAUCAUGUGAAGUUCUGGAGGCCGCAGGUUCUGCUGAUGGUGUCCAACCCUCGGGCCAGCGUCGGCUUAAUCACCUUCAUCAACGACAUCAAGAAGAGUGGACUCUACGUCCUGGGCCACGUGCAGAUAGGAGACCUGGCGGUCCUCCCGUCGGAUCCUCUGCAGUGUCGGUAUGACUCGUGGUUGUCUCUGGUGGAUCAUCUGAACAUUAAAGCCUUCGUUAACCUCACCUUAGCCGACUCUGUACGACACGGAGUUCAACAUCUGCUCUUCAUCUCUGGACUGGGUGGGAUGAGACCCAACACGCUGGUUCUUGGAUUUUACGAUGAUGCUCCUCCUCAGGAUCAACUCCAAGAUCGCACGUUCCGGUCCCUGGACGACCCCGCCCUGACUGAGGACCAGGAGGAUCCGCUUUACCACUUCCCGCCUCUCCGUGAGAGCACCCCGGACAACAAAAACAGGGGCGGUGCUUGUGGAGGGAAAGUCCUGAGCCCUCAGGAGUACGUGUGUAUAAUCGCUGACGCGGUGAAGAUGCUGAAGAACGUGGCGCUGGCGCGUUACUUCGGACAGUUCGACCGGCAGCGCGCCCUGCAGAGCCCUGUGUUCGUAGACGUCUGGCCGGUGAACCUGCUGCGUCCGGACAGCAGCUCCUACGUGGACACGUGCUCACUGUUCCUUCUACAGCUGGCCUGCAUCCUCAACAUGACCAGGUCCUGGCAGAAGGCUAAGCUCCGCCUCUUCCUGUGUGUGGAGGCGGGGCGAAGCCUGAAGGGGGCGGAGCAGAAGCUUAAGCAACUUCUUAAGGACUUGAGGAUGAAGGCGGAUAUUCACACCGUGCCCUGGGACGAGCAGGUGGCGCUGCACUGGCAGAGGCAGCAGGUGGGCGUGGCCAUAGAGGCGGAGGCGGAGAAAGGAGAGAGGGAAGCAGGUGAGAAGGAGGAAGAGCAGGUGAUGAUCGAAGAAGAGGAGCCAGAAGAGGAGGAGGAGUAUGCUAACAGUUUCCCCAGCAACACUGUGAGACUGUCUGACGACUACCUGCACGCCGUCAACCGGCUGAUCCUGGACCAGCCGUUCUCGCCCCCUGCUGUUCGCUUUCUGUAUUUACCCCGACCGCCGGCCGACACCAGGCGCUACAACAACUACCUGCACCAGCUGGAGCUGCUGAGCCGCGACCUCGGGCCCACCAUGCUCAUCCACGGGGUCACGCCCGUCAUCACCACUGACCUUUAAAAAAAAAAAAAAAAACACUCCUCCUCUUCUCUUGCUUCAUUUUCUUUUUUCUUUUUUCCCUACUUCCUAAGGGCCCAAUUUUACACCCAGUGCAAGGUAUGUCACGCUGUUCAUCGCUAUCUUACCCCCAUUAUCAUGCCUUCCGCCUGUAAGUGCUUUUGAAUAUACAGUAUCUACACCUAUGGGCCUUAUGAUCAGGAAGUGAGGUGUGUUCAGGUAAAUUUCUGCCAUAUUGCUAUAUUGGCAAAGGCAAACACAGGCUGAUUUACACACUGACUGAUUUACACACUGACAGCAGUCAUCAGUCAGACGUUCAUUGCUAUCUUGGCAACACAGGUGCGCAAAAGUGCACAGCCCCAACUUUUACAUAAUCACUGAAUAGUAUACAAAAUAAAAUAGCAUUGCUGUUCCUGUAAAUGGUUAUUUUCCUCUGCUGAGAAGUGUUGGACAUAUCCAGGUAGCUGCACCAUUAAAAUAGCAAUCCGCCCAAGAUCACACCUGGCUCUUAAAGGGAGUGGCAAGUGAGACACGCUGAUGUGGUUAAUUUCACAAUUAUGCCCAAAACAUACCCAUAAUAAUUAAGAAAAAAAGUACAAGUUUUUUUUGGUGUGAAACAUUUUGAGACGUGCAAGGUGUACUUUUCCCAUCGUUACGAUAGCAAAGAAGAACACAGACCUGCCCCAAAAUCUGCAAAAGCUGCAUAUUUUACAGUUGAGAGCUCAUCAAUCACUAAAAUAGGGCCCUAAAUCUCAAAGGAAGGUGCCAAACAAAUUCCCUUCCUUCUAUUCUUUCUCUCUUUCUCUCCUUCUUUGUUUCUUUCUCUUUUUUUUGUUUGCGUCCGCUUCUCUGCUUCAGUCUUCGCUUUUGGAUCGCAGAACCGCAUUAUGGUCAUUCCUUCUUGAAAGCACAAGACUGAGGAUUACACAAUACAUCGAUUAAAAGAUUGAGAUUGUUGGCCUGUGAUGUCAAGUGUUUCGCAGGGAUGACGACUCCUUUUGGCUUUUCCUAACGUCUGCGGAUAAAGAUGAUGAUGAUGAAAAUGUCUGAUGUGGAUGGCAGCCAACAGUGCCCUCUUCAGAAUCGUUGCCUUCAGACUUUGUUCCGCACAUCCUCACCUUUUAUAAACACAAAAUAAUGCUCUAUACCACCCUGAGACUCAGAGAAUAUCUAUAAGACUAGUCUUGAUACACAGUUGGUUGUUGGACAAGCUCCAGUGCAGUGGUUCCCAACUCUGGUCCUAAGAAGAUACCCUAAGCUAGAGCUGGGCAAUAUAUCGAUACUUUAUUGUAUCAUGAUAAAUCCUCUUAUAGCCUAUAUAGUUACUAAAGAAUAUUAUGGAUAUGAUAUCAUAAGUGCUUAAAGAACACUGAUCCAACUGUAUGUUUGUUACAGAGAACGUAAAACACCUUUUUAAUUGGAUAAUGUGAGAUACAUAGUGGAUUUUAUACUGUUGUUAUCGAUAUCGAAAUUAUAUUGUAUCUACUGAAAUAAGGAAAAUAUCAUGAUCUAAAAUUUUUGGCCAUAUCGUCCAGCCCUACUCUAAGCCUACAAUACAGGAUUUUUGCUCAGAUUAUAGCCCUGAUUAAUACUUUUAGACCCAAUCCCAUUUUCACCCCUUGUGCCUACAAAUGAACCCUACCCCUCUGCACGCUUCUAGGGGUAGGGUGUCCUGAUUCUUAUUAGGGAAAUAUUAGGGCUACAUGACCCUUCAAACUGAGAUUUUUUAGAGGAACACUCCAAACAGAAGGCUAUGAGAAUCACUGACAAGAUGGUGUGACACAAGCGACCAAAGAAACCCACAAAUUCGAGUAAUUUUCCUUGAUAAAAAUGACUAUAACCACUAUAUUACCAUAGUUUAUUGUGUAGUGUUAAUGCUUAAUGCCCAUUUUCUUUAUAACAAGCAUAAAAAAAUGAUUGGUAGUUCGUAUCAGUAGCUAGCCACUUAACUUUCCUGUUCCACCUUAAAUGGUACAACAUACAGCAAAGACUGCAGCCUUUAAGGUGGAAUGUAAAAUAAAAGCAAAUAUAUAAAACCAUAUUUCAGCUUCCCUAAUUGAUAAUAAUAAUUAACUGCUGCAGCACCUGCCCUUUCUUUCUAAAGACAUACGAUAAAGCCAUAUGGUUAACUAGUUAAGCAGCAGCAGUUAGGUUGCUGAACUUUAGCGCUCCACUGCUAUAGAAUAGCUAUAUCUGUAUCAGGUUCUUGAAGGAAUGUCCCAAUUCUUACGGGGAGGAUUUCACUCGAAAAACAAGGGCAAGGUCUACAAAAGAGAAAUUGUGCAGAGUCAACAGUUAAAGAAAGAAUAAUAAUGUCUUUAAGCACAAAAAAGAGCACAAAAAGAGAAAAAGUCUGUAAUAUCUAAAUGAUUCUAAACAGCACAAAUCCAGAGUUCAUUUUAUGGCUGUGCAUCUCCAACUACCUCUUUAGAGCUGACAAAAAAACAACCGUGGGUGCCUUUUCAGAUUAGUGAUUAAACUAAUAUACUGCUACUACUCUGAACACUGGUGGAGACUUGCUGUCAACUAGCCUGCCAACAUGCUAAUCUUACUCAGAGAAAUCUUGGUCAUUUUUACACCUGAAGAUUGAACCAAAUCCUGGUUCAUGUGUUACGUACAGUAUUGUACAUUUGGUCGUGUUAGUAGGUCACGCAGAACAAUGAGCAGUUUAUAAAUAAGGAUUAAUCUACAGUUACAGUAGAUACAGAAUCACCAGUGUGAUCUGUUGUAGCCGUACUACUUCAUGAUGCAUGUGCAAAGCAAGAGGACUCAAAUUUAGACUUAAUUUAAUAGGUUAAGACAGCCUUCUUCCACUUUUCUGUAAUUGGUCCAAAAUUGGUUAAAAUACCCAGUUGAUCCACGGUUCGGUUGAUCCAGGAUUCAUUUGAUCCAGGAUUUAGUUGAUCCAGGGUUCGGUUGAUCCAUGGUUUGUUUGAUCCAGGGUUUGGUUGAUCCAGGGUUUGGUUGAUCCAGGGUUUGGUUGAUCCAGGGUUUGGUUGAUCCAGGGUUUGGUUGAUCCAGGGUUCGGUUGAUCCAGGGUUCGGUUGAUUCAGGGUUCGGUUGAUUCACGGUUCGGUUGAUUCACGGUUCAGUUGAUUCACGGUUCAGUUGAUCCAGGGUUUGGUUGAUCCACGGUUCAUUUCCGCCCACGUAGUAAAGUUCUUUAGUCCAUCAUUAAACUGCAGUGUGAAACCGAAACUAAACGGAUCAAAUACUGUAUAUACAGUGUAACAAUGACAUGAACUUUGGUGCAGACUCUGGUCCGGACCUUCAGGUGUGAAAACGACCUUACUGAUAUUUUUAGCUAAUAACCCAGCUGAAGCCAGUUUUUGCCUGUAUAGUUUAUUUGAACAGUACUCAAAUAGAAACGGUACACAUUAGUCAAACAGCAGAUAUAGAGGAUUUAGCUGUAUAGUGAGUUAUAACAGAAAAUGACUGGACAGAAUUUGAUCUUGUCUUCUAAUGGUACAGAACUGACAGGGUGGUUCCCAGUAGUAUCUUCAACCAAUGACCUGCCAUGUAUGAUGGAGAAGUGCAUUUAUGUUAUUUAUGCACUAUAUUUAUUAUUAUUUUUCUUAAUAUGUGAGCUUUAUUGUGUGUUAAGUGAACUGAUCUUUGAGAACUUUGGUUCUGGGUGAAAUUGAAACUAGGCUAUCCAUAGGAAGGCUGAAAUACACACUUUACACUUUGUGUUUAUUGACAAUUAAUUUUUACCCCACACGACACAAUGCUUUAGCACUUUUUCAAGCGCAAACAAUCAAGUUGUUACAUGACAAAAAAUAUAUAUAUUUGGCACCAAUAAUAAACUGAUAAUAAUAAUGAAACUAAUUUCAACUGUUAAAUUUUUUAGGUAAUAUUAGGUAAUUACAAAAAUUGUAAUUAAACAAAAUAGUAUUUAAUAGUAAUAUACAUUGUGUAUACCAUAUAUUUUGGACCAUAAGGCGCACUAUCAAUUAACAUCUAUUUUCUGGUCUAUUUUCAUACAUAAGGCACACUGGAUUAUAGGGUGCAUCAAGCGACACUAGUUAGGAUGCCUACAUCGAAGUAAACAAGGGUGUCGCCAUGUUUCCCUUCCAGUGGGGAAGCUUGGGGAAGCGCCUAAGUAAACAUAUCUGUAAGUCAAAGUCAAACAAGCACUGGCUGUUAAUCUACACAGAUUUCUUUCUGUCCUUAAAAAAAUGUGUAUUUGGAUGAAUAAACACUUCCGUUUAUUACAAUAAGCUUAGAUUUCCAAUAUUUUGUCUAAGGGUGAGUUUUCAGUAAAGUUUCUCCAGCACUAAGACUGGGUAUUAGCAUUAUCCGCUAAACGCAGCGCUAGCUGCGCUAGACUGAGGAACCUUGAAUGUUCCAGUAAUCCAGGGCGUUAUCAGCUAGCAGUUUGCACAACGGAAAACACGGAAACUACAGUCCAAUAUACUCACCUCUGAACAGUGAAAUAGCUAGUGCUGCGUAUAGCGGCUAAUGCUAAUGCUGCUGCAUCCAGCCUUAGUGCUGGAGAGACUUCACAAAAAAAAAACACCCUUAUUACCCUGUACUUAAGUGGAGUGUCUUUACUGCUCCUUAAUACCUGACUGGUAGAAUUUGGACAUUGUUGGGAAAAUUAAAGAAUUUAAGUGCGCUUUAUAGUCUGAAAAAUAUGGUCUGUGUAUAUAAAUAUAUAUUUAGAUUUAUAUAACAUACUAUUAAAACAAAUGAAAAACAAAUGAAAGGUACAGGCACUUUCUGAAUGCUCAGGUACCUACUACACUAUAUGGGCAAAAGUAUUAGGACACCUCCUUAUUCAUUGUUUCUUUCUAAAUCAUUGUUGUGAGAAUUCGAUUGCAUUGAGCAACAAAAGAUUCAUCCCCAACUUAUUCCACAAGUAUUGGAUGGAUGUAGGUUCAACUUUGUUUAUCUGCUCCAGUGAGUCCUAUUCUUUUGGCAAUACUUCUGCCUUUACAGGGACUCUAGACAAGCUGUAUUUGUCCAUUUGCACAACUAUGUCAACAUUUUCCACAACGCAAAGUUGUAUACGCUGAAUACAUUAAUUUAAAAAGGGGUGUCCACAAACUUUUGGACAUAUAGUGUAGAGCUUAUUGUGAAAAUCCACAGUAAAUUUAAAAUAAAAUAACCAUUUAGAUCAGUGUAAUCUUUUAAACACGAUAAAUCUUAUAGGCUAAUUAUUAUUAAUCUUAAUAUCUCACUCUGGAUAGAUGAGAAGUUAAAUCAUACCAAAAAGAGAAUAAUUGUGACCCAUAGGAUGGAUUGCGUUUUGCACGAGUUUAGCAGGACUAUCACUGUUAUAAUGAAUAAUUAAUAGGCAGAGUCUGGAAACUGUAUGUAAAGUAUUUAAAACUAGAACUGAAGACUAACCAGCUAAAUGUAACUUUCUGAUGAUACACAGGGCCUUUAUAAAUGUAUAUAUAUAUAUAUAUAUAUAUAUAUAUAUAUCCUGGUGCCUUUAUUACAGUAUAUACUAUUUAUAUUUCCUCUUCUAUAGAAUUCAGUUAGCCUUACUUGCAUGACUAUGUAAUAAUACUCUUAAUAAAUCUGAAACGGUAACUUUGUAGGACCAAAAAAUACAUUUUUUAACUGUUAAUCUGUUAAUUUAAUGAAAACAUUUUUGGAAACUUGCUUUUUAACACUUUUUAACAUGAACAAAAAAGAAAAAAGAAAAUGAUCAAAAAAUUAUUCAUUCUCUGUAUUAUCAAAGUCAUUGAAAAGCUCAAAAUGAAUCUAAAGGUUUAGUUUGAAAUGUUCAUUAGAAAUUUCAUCAAUUUGAACCUUUUGUAAACUUUUUAAAUGUUGACUAACUAACUAAACAUCUGAAUUGUUAUUUCUAGAAAAAAGGUAGAUAUUGUUGAAACUUUUAAAUUGUUCGUUGUAAUUGACACUCAUUAUUUGAAAGUUCUUACAUCUCCCUCAUCUGUUGACUUGGCAUGGUAUAGAUCCCUCCCUCAGACAAAGUCUGUACUGUCCGAGGUUCUCAACCAAAGUGAGUUUUGCAUAAUAUAUGUCCCCUUUAAGCUAGUUGUAGCUUAAACAUAGUAAAUGCAGUUUUCAUUUAAAUGAAUACAUAGUUUUAACAAGAACAUAUUUAAGAGUUUUCGGAAGUUUCUAGCAUUUAAGAAGUUUUAACAAAAGGUACACAAGUUUUAAAAAUCACUUUCACUUAUGGUACUUGUUAAUGAAACUAAACUGUGGCUCAGUGUGCGAAAUGUAACUUAAAUUGAUUAAAUUAUUUUUUAAAUUAGUUUAAUGCUUAAAAUGUAAAAUGUUGGACUCCUGCCUGGAAAUAUGCAUUUUUUUGUACACCACAAUAUUGUGUUUUAACAGAGAAAAUACAGUUCAAACCUCUUCUGAAUAACUGAUGUUUUUUCUGAUGUUUACUAAUGCUUCCCUUGGUUAAGGGCUGUAUGCUAUGACAUAACAAUCAGUAUCAUUUAGAAAUGAAUGUCUUAAUGAUGAUGAAUGUGAUUCUAGACAUUGCGUAGUGCAUUUGGGUUGACAAGUGAUGUUAAAAGUGUAUUUUGUGGUAACAUCGCUGGAAUGUUGUUAAGUUCACCACUCUGAUUGUGCCACUGGCCUUAAUUUGAUGCUAAUUAAGCAUCUGACACGUCUUAAAGGAGCUAAAUGGUGGAAUUUUGGGUGAAUUUUGGUGCUUUUUUUUGUCUGUUUCUUUAGUUUUUAGGAUUGAUACCUUUGAAUCCGGGAUCAUGCUGCUUCAGCAUCAGCAGCCGGAGUCCGAGAGAGAGCACAAUUGCCUUUAACAUCACUCCUAGUGUGAUGAUGGUCAUCACAGGCCUUUCUUAGCUGAGGAGUGCGCUGUGAUGCUACCCAGUAAUGUUGCAGUACAUCAGCAGCAGUUUGAAAAGAGGUGGAGCCUGACUUCACAUGUAUGGGAGGAGGCAUUCGCUAGGGGCCAUUACUAACUAGUGAUUGGGUGAUUAUAUUUAAACAGGGUUUGAGUAUAUAGGCCCUUCAAAAUUCCGUGGCUCUUGAUGCAUCACAAAGACUUGCUGUCUUGGUCACAGAUGCGCCAGCAAGACGUGCACCAACAAUUUGUCCUCUUUUGAACUCUGGUAUGUCACCCAUAAUGUUGUGUGCAUUGCAGUAUUUUGAGCAAAACUGUGCUCUUACCCUGCUAACUGAACCUUCACACUCUGCUCUUACUGGUGCAAUGUACAAUUAAUGAAGACUGGCCACCAGGCUGCUCCAAUUUAGCCAUGAAACCUCCCACACUAAAAUGACAGGUGUUUCAGUUUCUUUGUCCAACCCCUGUACAUUGGUCCACCUCUGUAAUAGGAAUAACCUUUGUUGAAGUUCCCUUUGAAUAAGAGCGUCAUUUAAAUGCUGUAAAUGUUUGUUUGUUUUUUCUAAAUUCUUAAAAUAAUCUGUAGCUCCUUUAAUGAUUAUGAUUAUGAAACCAAAGUAUGAUAUGCAGUGUGUGUGUAUCUGUGUGUGUGUGUGUGUGUGUGUGUGAGAAUGUACUGUAUGUAUGUAUAAUUGCUUUAUGUACAAUAACAGUCUUUUUUCCUUUGUUACCAUGUUCUGUAACUCUUUGUACUGCUACACACACACUUCUACUGACAGAUCUCUUCCAUUUGCAAAAGCACUCAAAUGUACUAUUUUUUUUUUUGAGAUUGAAGAUCUUUUUAGAAGCACUGUAAAAUAUGUAUGAGAUUCCUGAUGUUCUUAAUUCAAACUAAGUAAAAAAUGUUUUGUUUA
Molecule: messenger RNA, 10958 nt
Organism: Astyanax mexicanus (Mexican tetra)
Lineage: Eukaryota; Metazoa; Chordata; Actinopteri; Characiformes; Acestrorhamphidae
Exons: 15
Coding region: 417-3254 (945 amino acids)
Biological process (GO): potassium ion import across plasma membrane; potassium ion homeostasis; cell volume homeostasis
Cellular component (GO): membrane
Molecular function (GO): potassium:chloride symporter activity
Source: RefSeq, a predicted model, not a curated record